Vicia faba (fava bean) is the source of this 573-nucleotide messenger RNA. Lineage: Eukaryota; Viridiplantae; Streptophyta; Magnoliopsida; Fabales; Fabaceae. The record is from the annotation of a GenBank genome assembly.
AUGUUUUCAAGGUUCGAUUUGUUUACAGGUUCGAUUGAUAAAGAAAUCCAUCAAAGAAAUUGUUUCCAGGAACAAAUCACCAAAUUAGCGAUUUAUCAAGUGACAAGGAUUGGAGAACAUCAUAAAACAGAUCGAAGUUGGAUGUAUGAUAGAGUAAACUCCGAUAGGUAUGGUUUGAAAGAUGAAUUUGUUAAUGGAGUUGAAGAUUUUACACCUAAUGAGGUCAAACAUCACUUGUACAAAUUUGGUUUUUUACCCAACUAUUAUAAAUGGAUUGAUCAUGGAGAAGAGAUUCAAAAUGUGGACCUUGAUGGUCAUUCUAGUAACGGCGGGAAUGCUGGUGGAGAUAAUACAGGUGAUGAAGAACAAUUUGAUACAAUGAAUGAAAUGGUCUCUGAUGUCUUCAGGCCAUUUGUUAAUGUCCCUAAUGUGAAUAUUGAUAUGGAAAACGAAAAUGUUAGUGAAAGUGAGGUUUCUUUGACUCAAUGGAACAUCUCCCUAUUCACCUACCUAAUCAAGCAAUCCUUGGUGGUCCUGUACAAUAUCGUUGGAUGUAUCCAUUUGAAAGAUUGA